This is a messenger RNA of Daktulosphaira vitifoliae (grape phylloxera), 2033 nucleotides long. RefSeq lists its product as uncharacterized. The record is from RefSeq and is a predicted model, not a curated record. Bases 148 to 1869 code for a protein of 573 amino acids. The transcript has 2 exons. NCBI's taxonomy places the organism in Eukaryota, Metazoa, Arthropoda, Insecta, Hemiptera, Phylloxeridae.
CAGACUAAAUAAUUAAAUUCAAAUUGAAUUUUGUACAGAUAUAUUCAGUAAAAUUAAUAUAUUUUAAAAAAGUCAGCAAUAAAAAAAUCAUAUAUUAGUUUAAUGAAUUUAUAAGUUACUUAUAACUGUGUUAUCAAUUUACAAAAAAUGUAUUGUGGAAUUUUUAUGAUAACAUUUAUAUUUUUUGGACUUUCGUUUUCUAUGAAUACCAGAAAAGAAAAAAUAGAAUAUGCAAAAUAUCUAAUUCGAGUGAUGAAUCAUAUUCGUAUUCAAGAAGGUUGGAAUAAUAUAAAACACUUAGAAUUGAAAAUGGAUUCAUUACAUGAUAAACCUCUUCAAGAAAUUUUUGCACAAAAUGUUGACAGUGAAAAUCUUUUAGAACUGUCAAUUAUCAUUAUUGAUUUACUAAACAACAUAUAUAUUGAAGUAAUAAGAUCAUUUUUGGAGUUUCUUAGUUUAAUUAUAAACGUAUGUAAAAUAUAUUAUGCAGACAAUUUAUUUAAAGAACUCAUUGAUUGUAUUGAAUUACUUGAGAAUGGAGUAAAAAAAUCAACGUUUUUAUUUGAAAAAUUGUAUACAGCAAUUACAUUUAUCAGUAAUUUAAAUAUAAAAUAUGCAUUUUUUAAAAUAGAGGGCAAUCCUUUUGUUGUGGUUGAUGAAAUAUACUUUGUCAAGCAAUUUACGAGUAACAUAAAAUUAACAGAUUGGACAUUUUAUAGAAACCCUUGUGUGGAUUUUGACAAAAAUGUAGCACUAACUGUAAUUAGUAAUAUUAAUAAAUUCGCUAAAGAGUUAGUUGAAAUGAUAUUUAACAUUAAAGGAAAUCAUAAUAUCUUAGAAAAUUUCCCCUAUCAAAUAAAUAUUAAAUUUAUGUUCGAUAAGUUAUACAACUACAAUAUAGAUAAAUAUUCGGAUUAUCAUAAUUUUAUUUUACACCAACUCGAUACAGUUUAUGGUCAUAUAGCAAAAAAUGAAUUUGACAACUUUGGAUUUAACGAAUUACUUUAUCCUCAGAUAUUUAAAUCUCCAUUGCUUACGCCACCACCGGACGAUUCAAAAUCUCCAGGAUAUAAAGUAAAAGCUAUGGAUAUACUUAUUAAUGAGAUUAAUUGGGAAUCUUUGAGUGGUAUAUCAAUACUGGAAUACCAUCAAACAAUUAAGUCUAGCCGUGUAUUCAGAGAUCCAGUUAAUGUUUAUAACUUCCAACUCAAAAAAACAUAUAUUUUAAUUUUGUUGAGAUGUAGGUUUUUUGAAAUAUUAUCAGAAUACCUUUCAUAUUUAACUGCAAUUGUGCAAUUAUGUAACGAGGAAAAAGGAGAUUUAAAGUCUACAAAAUCUCAAAUUAAAUAUAUUGAAUCGGUGCAACAAAUAUUUGAUACAUUUAAAAGUUCUCUAGAUUUUUUUAAUUAUAUAGAUACAGCAAUGAUGAAUUUAAUGAAAUGGUCGAUUUGGAACCAUUAUAGCGUAGAUGUAUUUUUAUCGCCCAUAAAAUUAUUGGUAAAUAAUUUUAUUAAACAGAUAAAUGAAAAAAAGUUGUUACGUGAUGUUUUUGCUAACACAGAAAAUUUAGAUUUAAUAAUUAUAGCAAAACAACAUCUAGAUGAUUUAAAAAAUGUCUGCAUUAUUUUUAAUAAAAAUAUUGUAAGUGCAAAAAAGAGACAGAAAGAUCUAUGUCAUUUUAAUUCAGAUUUUAGAACUUAUAAAAAUAAUAUUAAAAUUAUUAGCAAGAAAAAUGCUGCUGUAUUUAACUGUACUAAAGGUAACGACCCGAUCACUAACAGUCAACAGGCUUGUAAGGAAUUUCAUAUAUAUAAUCAAAAUUUUAUCAACUAUGAAUAUAAAAAUCUAGGGUUUCAUAAAAUUUAUUAAAAUAUUUUUUUAUAUUUCAAAAACUAAUCGUUAUAUAUUUUAACCUUUUAAUAAUAAUACUUUUAGCAUUUAUUUUUAGUCAUUAUUUAAUAAAAUAGAUGUAAAUUAGAUUAUUUUAUUUUAUUUUUAGUUUAUUUAUUAAUAAUGAUCUUUAUUGAUUUGUU